CUUCAACGGGUAACACUUCACCAUUUUAAAAUCGAGAUGAAAAAAGCGGAUAUUUUUAAUGACGGGUAUUACAAACGGAAUAGAAUUUUGAUGACUUUUUUUGGAUUAUGGCCGGAAUAUCCCCAAAGUCAGAUGAUUUUUAUACAAUUUUGUGUACUGAUGUUGCUGCUGAGCAUAAUGUUACCGCAAUACGCAUUCAUCUGCAAAAUGUACAAAAAUAUAGAUGAGCUGACAGCUGGAUUAGUAGAAGACAUGAUUGUUAUGUUGGGCAUUACUUAUUAUUAUGUUUUUGCAACAAAUAUGGACUGGGUUCGUUUCACAAUAAAUAAUAUGCGCAAAGACUGGAAGACUAUGGAGAGAUCAUCAACCAUCAGAAUCAUGCACACGUAUGGUAAAAAAGGAUAUUCAACCACUACAUUCUAUCUAGUUAUGCUGUAUACUGCAACGUGUUUGUACAUUCUACUUCCUAUGCAAGCAAUAAUUUCAGAUGUGAUUACUGCUGCUAAUCAAUCCGAAUCGAAAUUACUAAUAGUGAAGGCUGAUUACAUGAUCUACGGAAUUAACAUAAAUAAUCAUUACGCAGCGAUGCUAAUUCAUCAACUCUUCGAAGCUGUGUUGCUGAUGAGUUUAAUAAUGACGAUUUCUACAUUUAUGCUGAUUGUUGUCGAACAUUGUUGUGGGUUAUUCGUGGCUGUUGGGGAAUUAUUGCAACACGUAAAGGGAGAAUUUUCUACAGAGCAACAGGAUAGAAUAAUUUUUGAGGCAGUGGAGGUACAUCAGCGGGCUCUAACAUGGGCGGAUUUCAUUGAGUCGUUAUCUACUGUUAUGUACGGGGUCUUAGUUUUGAUAAGCAUGAUAUCAAUCAGCAUCACAGGACUCCAACUAAUUAUUAGAUUUAACGAACCGACUGAAGCUGUAAGAUUCGUUGCGUGUAUUGGCGGUCAACUGGUUCACUUGCUCUUCAUCAGUAUACCAGGACAAGAAAUAUAUGAUCACAGUAUUCGAUUAUCGAUGGAAAUUUACAAUUGCAAUUGGUUCGAAGUAUCACCCAAAGCGAAAAAGUCGAUAUUAAUGAUGUUAAUGAAUAGUGCGAAGCCGGUGUAUCUGACAGCUGGAAAAUUUUACGUCCUCUCGCUCGAAAGUUAUGGGAAGGUAUUGAAGGCAUCGUUUUCCUUCUUGACGAUGAUGCGUUCGUCCCGUUGAAGCUUCAUCUCCAGCCAUUUCUGCAUUCUCCGUCUCAUUACAUCUGUACAAAAAUUUGCCUCAAGGCAAACGCGAAUGCAAUUUAUUAUUUAUUAAAACGACACCGACUGAGGAAUAUGAAUGUAUUGCAGGAAAUGUACACACAUGUUGGUCAAUUGACGAAAUGAAAUCAGAGAGACAAACAGUCUAAAGAUGGACUGACUUAUUUUUUUUUUUAC
Molecule: messenger RNA, 1421 nt
Organism: Fopius arisanus
Lineage: Eukaryota; Metazoa; Arthropoda; Insecta; Hymenoptera; Braconidae
Product: odorant receptor 9a-like
Exons: 9
Coding region: 37-1203 (388 amino acids)
Biological process (GO): detection of chemical stimulus involved in sensory perception of smell; sensory perception of smell
Cellular component (GO): plasma membrane
Molecular function (GO): olfactory receptor activity; odorant binding
Source: RefSeq, a predicted model, not a curated record